Molecule: messenger RNA, 1584 nt
Organism: Cyphellophora attinorum
Lineage: Eukaryota; Fungi; Ascomycota; Eurotiomycetes; Chaetothyriales; Cyphellophoraceae
Exons: 2
Coding region: 1-1584 (527 amino acids)
Molecular function (GO): oxidoreductase activity
Source: RefSeq, a predicted model, not a curated record
AUGUUCUCCGACGUACUUAUCAUUGGCGCUGGUCCGUGUGGGCUAGCUGUAGCGGCACGUCUGCGCGAGAGUACUCCGUCUGCAUUGUUUACGGACGAGGAGCAUGCUCGGUACUGGAAACGUUUCAAUCGCAAGGACACGCUCGAGGCCGAGAGAAAGAGCAAAGGAAGGAGAAAGAGCACGGGAUCCGACCAAACCGAAGGCCACGACAAUGACGACGAUCAUGGCACCGGAGGAGAUCUCAAAAUCACCGUGCUUGACUCCGCGUCUGACCAGUGGCUCGGAGCAUGGAGUCGUCGACUCGCACAAUUCGAUAUCCCUCAUCUGCGUAGCCCCUUGUUUUUUCACCCAGACCCCAGGGACAAGGAUGGCCUGCUGGCGUACGCCUAUGACCAGGGACGACAUCACGAGCUCAUUGAGAUCGAGCAUGUGACCAGGAAAGAGUAUAGCAAGCACUCGCGGAAGAAAGAGCACCAAAGGAGCCGAAAGCCAAAGGUAGAGAGACAUCUCAGAGUCGAUGGGCGAGAUCAGAUCGAUUACUUCACCCCGUCCACGAGCCUCUUCAGGGACUAUUGCUGGAACGUUGUGGAUCGAUAUAGCUACGCCAUACCAAUCCUCGUGAUUGCAACAGGCGCAACUUCAGCGCCGAGUAUCCCACCUGACCACAACCUGUCAAUCUCAUCGGGCGCCGCAGCGGAUUCAGUGUGCCAUUGUUUCGAUCGAUCUGCUCUCAACAUGAUGGAGACCAUCUCGCGCAAAGCAGCGGAUGGCAGGCCAGCCAAAGUUGUGGUUGUAGGUGGUGGUCUGACAUCAGCCCAGCUCGCUCACUUGCUCAUACAAGGAGGCGUCUCCCACGUCUGGCUGAUCAUGCGAAGCAAAUACAAACUCAAACAUUUCGACGUUGACUUGGAAUGGGUAUCCAAAGUGCGCAAUCAGCGCAUGGCCGAGUUCUGGUCCGCCGACAGUGACAACGAAAGGGCAACGAUGUUGAGAGACGCUAAAAAUGGUGGUUCUAUCACUCCUGCCUUCGACAAGAUCCUCCAGCGGCACGUCAAGCGAGGGAGGUUGACUCUUCUUCCCUGCACACGAAUCACACGUGGGACAUGGGAUGAUGGCUGGAAUCUGGUGACAGAGCCUGAAGUCGAAGUGGGCUUGCCCAAGAUUGAUUAUGUUUUCUUCGCAACAGGAGUCAAGCCAGAUUUCGCAACGAUUUCUUUCCUCCGUGACCUCCAACGGGAACAUGGCAUGGAACUUAUGGGGGGACUUCCAAUCAUCAAUGAUGAUAUGAUGUGGAAUGAUGAAUUGCCUUGCUUCUUCGCAGGAGCACUUGCUGCGUUGCGACUUGGGCCUGGAGCCGCAAAUCUGGCUGGUGCGAGACAAGGUGCUGAGCGGAUUGCUUGGAAGAUCGAGCAGCUGUUAGGGUCGUGUGGCAGCAACCGAAGGGCCGCUGUCCGUGGCUCCCUGCGCGGGGAACCGUCCGAUGGCGAGGGUUCUGCAUCAAUGCCGGAAUCUGUGACUUCUGAAGAAGUCGACUUGGACAGCUAUAAUAAUCAGUUUGAGGCACUGACCUUUGAUGAUCUAUAG